This is a messenger RNA of Fraxinus pennsylvanica, 765 nucleotides long. Lineage: Eukaryota; Viridiplantae; Streptophyta; Magnoliopsida; Lamiales; Oleaceae. The record is from the annotation of a GenBank genome assembly.
AUGGCGUCUUCUUGGACACGUUUUGCUAUUGUUUUGCUUCUGCAUGUCAUCCUCUUGAUGCAAUUACUUCCAGUACACUCUGAUGACGCAGAUGAUCAUCUACUUCAAGGAAUCAAUAGCUUCAGGCAAUCUGCAAAUGUUCCACCCCUCGCAAAGCACGAUAAUGCUAAUUGUGUAGCCGAAGAAAUUGCUGAUGAACUGGAAGACCAGCCUUGUGCUUCCAACACUGCAUCAAAUACGCAACUAGGCAACUACCAGAGUCUUAUGAAGAAAUGUAACAUAGACAUCAAUACCACAACCGACGGGGUAAUACUGCCCGUGUGUGUCCACGAUCGGGUUGCGCCUCUUGUGCUCACCAAUUACACUCUGUCUCAGAAUUCAAGAUAUCUGAACAAUUCCAGGUACACAGGAGUAGGCAUGGGACAUGAAGAUGAUUGGACGGUCUUAGUUUUAACCACGAACACACCAGGAGGAAGUUUUGCAAAUAAAGCUUGUUUGCUAAAUAUCAUUACUUCGAGUCACUUGUUUGUUUUUCAUGAUAAUGAACAGCAAAACUGCAGUAUCCACGUUAAUGAAGUGUUUGUAUUAUCUAUUAAUGAAGUGUUUGUCUCUUUUGUUGGCAAAUAUCUAUUAAUUGGUUCUGCAGUAUCCACGUUGCAAUGGGGCAAUGACAGAGAUAGCAAUUUGGGAGGAGACAGACAGAAGAAAUUCUUCGGUGAUGUCUUCAAUCGUCCACAUGCUUAUAUUUCAGAAUUUCUUACCUGA